Molecule: messenger RNA, 1725 nt
Organism: Porites evermanni
Lineage: Eukaryota; Metazoa; Cnidaria; Anthozoa; Scleractinia; Poritidae
Source: the annotation of a GenBank genome assembly
AUGCAACAGCCAACAGACCAGAAAGGCAAAGAGGGCUCAAAAGUUGUCUUUAAUUGCGAAGCAAGAGGAAAGAAAAAAAUAACUUAUCAGUGGCUCAAAGAUAAGUUAAGGCUACCAGAACAAACAAAUUCAAGCCUUGUUUUUGACUCAGUUAAGCCACGUGACUUUGGAUGCUAUUCUUGUGAAGUCAGGUGUUCUGAUGGCCAGAACAAGUCUGAGCCUGUGAAGCUGCUGUCUCGCGUGGCAGAACUAGACGUUUUACCUCGUGAAGGAAUGAGUAAGUAUCACGCAUGCAUCGGUUCUCUUCUGACAGCCCAGUAAUAAUUAGUUCUUUGUCUUGAUUGCAUAUGCAGAUUUCAAAAGAACUUUUACCCUGAAACGAGUCUUGAGGGCCAAUUAUUGUGAAGACAGAAGUAGUCACUAAAUUGGCCACCAUUUUAGAAUAGGGUGCAUGUAUGCUUGUUAACGUGAAUUUGCAUCUUAACUAUUUCUGGGCCGAUGUGUAAUGAAAGAACCCUGAAAAGUGGUGGUGGGUGGGGGAGGGGGGAGGAAAAGAAACUAUUGUUUAAACUUAAACUUAAACUUGAGUGCGCACAGAACUUCAGAGCUUUGAACCCCUGAGAAAUUCGCCCCUGAAUGUAUUAAUUAAUUAUCUCCAAUAUCCCUUGCGUCCAAUUAAAGCACACCCCUACUUUGUCCUUUGUAAAGGCCUCGUCUUUUUUUUCUCUCCUCGCCGCGACUCACAUUAAAACAGAACCCAGUCGUUCAAAAGGGAGAUAACUCUAUCCACCAGAUUUAAGUCUUUCCAAGAGAGGAUAAUUGGUCUUUCUUAAUCUCUUAUCUUUCCAGGGGAUAACGCAUUUGAUUUCCUAUCACUUAUCCUCUGGAUAGUAAUUUAUCCGGUGGAUAGCAAGCAGAGCCAGGUCUUGGGAAAGAUAUGUUGUCAUUGCCAGAGGCAAAAUUUAAUUGGUCUAACUGCCACUCAAAGAAUCUCACUUCUUUAGCUCGAUUUCUAUGAUUAUAGUGGUUCUGAUAGUAAUUUAUCCGGUUGAUUGCGUUAUUUACCUUUUGAACAACUUGGGCCAGUUAUAUUCAGGUAACCGGGAUCGGCCCAAUUCACGGAAAAAGCCGCGUUGCAUCGAUCCUCUGACUUCAGAUAACAGGAGCCUCCUGCAGAUAACCUAGUCUACGUAGCAAACGUUUCCGCGUGGUUUCGGAGCAAAGAAAGACCGAGGAACUACUAAGAACGGGAUUUUCGGUUUUGGUCGCUCAAAAAAUGAAAGAGGGUAGGGGAAGCAGGGAAAACUUUCCUCUUUUUCCUUUCUUCUACACCCCUCCCCGCUCUUUUACUCGCCCCAUUCUUCGCGCGGUCUCUUAGACAAACUACAAACUGCUCUCUUAAUUUUUUUUGGGCUUUUAGGAUUCAAGUAUCUAACUGAAGUAUUUCAAGAUAAUCUGCAGAUUCUAGAGAGUGUUGCAAAACGGCUCCAAACGAAAGUUCCCGACGCAGGGGGGUGGAAGCAAGUUGCCCACAAGUAUGGAAUGGCAGAGGAGACUAGAGAUUCUUUAGAAGGAUCCCAAGAAAGAGGGGAAAGUGUAAUCGGCUAUCUUAAGACCGCCCACCCACAGUUAACUGUGUACGAAUUUUGCAAAUACCUCAAGGAUAUCAAGCGAAAUGAUAUCAUCAUAGCACUGUCAGACCAUUUUUUUUCAGUUGCGAAUUAG